AUGACGACUAAGACUGGCAGCAGUAUUGAACUUCCGAAAGUAAAAAUAAAAUGUCAGUUCGGUGCUUUGUUAUCAUCAACAGAAUUUGUUAUUCAUGAUUUAAAUAUUCCAAAUGUACUAUUGACUGAUACACAACAAUGGAUUCUUCAAAUCAAAAAUGAAGAACUUCUGCUAAGUAUACAAGGAUCUGAUCUACAAUUUGUUAUACCAUUAAAUCAAGUUCAAGAAACAAUAUACGUUAGUGAUUUUGACCAAUCAACAAAUGUUGUUCUAUGUUGUAAUGUUUCCAUUGAAGUUCAAGAUAAUCCAAAAGAUAAAAAAGCACGGUAA
This is a messenger RNA of Didymodactylos carnosus, 330 nucleotides long. Lineage: Eukaryota; Metazoa; Rotifera; Eurotatoria; Philodinida; Philodinidae. The record is from the annotation of a GenBank genome assembly.